UAGCGCUGCUAGUGGACAAUCAAACCUACACACCCACCACCAGACAGACUCGCAUUUCUCAUUUCUUACUUCUAGUCUAAAUUAGAUAGCAGGACGUAGUGUCGGAGCUCACAAGAUCGCAGAGAAUUAGUUUGAAGCAUUAGCAUUAGUUUGACAGUGAAGCCGAGAAAAGGAGAGAAAAAAAUCAACAUGGAGUCCCCUCCAGAUCCAGCGAGCGACCCGGGCAACAGCGCUUCGGAGCCGGCUACCCCGGUCAGGGAAACCCCGGUAAACCUGGAGACGCUCCGGAAAGCGGACCAUCCAGCCCCGGUUCGAAAGCAGACCUGCUCAAGCACCAACAGAGGAAUCUCAGUAACAAAGAAGACACACACUUCUCAAAUCGAAAUAAUUCCCUGCAAGAUCUGUGGAGACAAAUCAUCAGGCAUCCAUUACGGUGUGAUAACAUGUGAAGGCUGUAAGGGCUUCUUCAGGAGGAGUCAGCAGAGCAAUGCAGCGUACUCCUGCCCCCGUCAGAAAAACUGCUUGAUCGACCGCACCAGCCGCAACCGCUGCCAGCACUGCAGGCUGCAGAAGUGCCUGGCAGUGGGAAUGUCACGAGAUGCGGUGAAGUUUGGCCGCAUGUCAAAGAAGCAGCGAGACAGCCUGUACGCUGAGGUCCAGAAGCACCGGCUGCAGCAGCAGCAGCGAGACCACCAACAGCAGCCCGGAGAGGCAGAGCCGCUAACACCUAGCUACGGCCUCUCAGCCAACGGCCUAACGGAGCUACACGAUGACCUCAGCGGUUACAUGGACGGCCACACUCCUGAUGGCAGCAAGCCUGACUCGGCGGUCAGCAGCUUCUACCUGGAUAUCCAGCCGUCCCCUGACCAGUCGGGCUUAGACAUCAACGGCAUCAAGCCGGAGCCCAUCUGCGACUUUGCCCCCGGCUCUGGCUUUUUUCCCUACUGCUCCUUCACCAAUGGCGAGACCUCCCCCACUGUUUCCAUGGCUGAACUAGAGCACCUCGCCCAGAACAUCUCAAAGUCACACAUGGAGACAUGCCAGUACCUGAGAGAGGAGCUGCAGCAGAUGACCUGGCAGGCUUUCCUUCAGGAAGAGGUGGAGAGCUACCAGAGCAAGCCCCGGGAAGUCAUGUGGCAGCUGUGUGCUAUCAAAAUAACAGAGGCCAUUCAGUAUGUGGUGGAGUUUGCCAAGCGCAUCGACGGCUUCAUGGAGCUGUGUCAGAACGAUCAGAUAGUGCUGCUGAAAGCAGGCUCUCUGGAAGUUGUGUUUGUCAGAAUGUGCCGUGCCUUUGACUCGCAAAACAACACAGUCUAUUUCGAUGGAAAAUAUGCCGGACCUGAUGUGUUCAAGUCAUUAGGCUGUGACGACUUGAUCAGCUCCGUCUUCGAGUUUGGGAAAAACUUGUGUUCUAUGCACCUGUCUGAGGAUGAGAUCGCCCUGUUCUCUGCUUUUGUGUUGAUGUCUGCUGUGAAAUGUCAUCCUCCAGACCGAUCCUGGCUUCAGGAGAAGGUGAAAGUGGAAAAACUCCAGCAGAAGAUCCAACUGGCUCUUCAACAUGUUCUGCAGAAGAACCACAGAGAGGAUGGCAUUCUUACAAAGUUGAUAUGCAAAGUGUCGACACUGCGAGCGCUGUGCAGUAGGCAUACAGAGAAGCUCACGGCUUUCAAAGCAAUAUACCCAGACAUUGUGCGUGCCCACUUCCCCCCCUUAUAUAAGGAGCUGUUCGGAUCAGACUUUGAGCAGUCCAUGCCCGUCGAUGGGUAACGUGCGCGACCCCCUCCCCCCUCCAGGUGCAGGUGCGCCCAAUGUUUGAGGGGGAGGGGAGCUGGGGGGGACGUGGAGGAGGAAUCUGAGACACUUUACUGGUGCCCUGCACAAAACCGGAGUGGACAGAUGGCACGCUGUUCAACUUUAUUUUCCUCUUGGUUUUCUUUUUUUUUUUUUUCUGUUUUUUUUUUUUUUUUUUUUUUUGCAGUGGAGGGGGGAGGGCAUUGGGGAGCUGAUUGUCAAGGUUUACUAUGUUGAAUUUAAGUCUCAAAGGAAGACACAACAGAACCCUAGCGGGACAUGAAGAGGAGAUAGGAACAAAUGAUUUCUGUUCGGCUGAACUUGGCCUUCCUAUGCACUUUUUGAAGAAAAAAAAUAUAUUUUACCAGUGCUCUUUGCUUUUAACAUGAUGUGGGAGAAAAAGUAUAAACAACACUUAAAAAUAGACCACAUCAGUAUUAUCUUCCAGAUUUGCACUCCUUGAACAAGUUUUAGUAUUUUCUCAAUCAAAUCUUUGUAAUGUCUAAUUUCCAGAAUUAAAUUGUGUAAGAAAUGUGCACACUUUGGUCAAGUUCAGCCAUUUUUCCUCCUUUUUGUUUUUUGUUUAAGAAGCAGCGCUCGAAAUGAAAACUCACAGCAACUUUCUGGGAGGUUUCCGUCGGCAUGGUGAUGCAUUCGGCUCCUCUUUAAGGACAAUCGAUUAAAAAGGAAAAAAAAAAGAGAAAGAAACCUAGAAUUCUGGUAAUUCUUAUAAAAACGCAAUGAUUUUAGCUGUCAAGGACUCCAUCCACCAUUGUUGCAUAGUGAAAAUCAUGUAAGGCCAUCUGCUAUUAAUCCUUCUCUGGACAGGUGCCCUGAAGAAGCCCGGGGCACCGACGCAAUGAAAAGGCUCCAUUCCACCUGUUUUAUAAUGUACUACAGGGUAUAUGGUCAUAAGUACUUACUAUACAGAAAAAAAAUAAUGUUUAUAGAAUCUAUUUUAAAUAACAUGUAUGAUAUUAGUAGUUAGACCAUUCUUAAUUGUUGAAUUGAUAAGGCACUUUUAUUUACACCUUUGUUUAAUUUAAGACUUGUAUAUUUACCUAGUGAUGUGUUGCAUGUGCACAAGAAGUACAAGCUGAAUCAUGAACACAGAGGUUACUUUUGGGAGCUACAAAUGGUUAUUUGGCCUGGAAGUGUUUGGAGGGGGGUGGUUCCGUUAGGCUGGCCAAUGAUGCUGCUGGACACCGAUCAAUGAGGCAUGGAUUAGGAGGCAAGCUAAAGACACUCCUUUAUUAUUAUUAUUUUUUCUGCAGCAACUACAAAUGCAUUCUCAUCUAAAUGAUGUGUUCUGAAUAUUAGGGAUAGCCUCUGAAUGCUAUUAAAUUCUGAAACCUUUUGGGUUACAGAAGUUUGCAGAUAAAUUCUAAUUUGACAGACUGCACAGAUAUUGUUUAACAACCAUAAAUGUAUAUAUAGUUUUUGCAAUCUGGUCAAAGUGGAGAAAACACAUUGAGAUUAUAAUCCAACUGUUCCACCUAGUGGAAGGUAAAAAUAAAACAAGCAAACAUGGCAGAGGUGCACCUACCACCCUAAAAGCACACCUGCAGUGCAUUGCAAAAAUGAUUCAUACUCCUUGAACUUACUUUAGACAACAUUUUAUCAUGUAACAAUUCUUUGAUGCAAUCGUGAAUGUAUUUUAUGUGGUAAGCCAACACAAAAUGAAAAUAAUUGUGAAGAGUGAGGACAGUGAUGCAAGUUUUUAAUCAAAGACUAAAAAGUGUGGUGUUCAGCUUCUCCGUUGCAAUAGGUCUGAACUUUACAAACUUGACUGGACCAUUUUAUCAUUUGGAAUAUGCUGCCCUGUUGGACGGUCUGAAGUCUUCAGCAGCCUCUAACUGUUUUUUUUUUGUUUUUUUUCAGCAUUGGCCUGUAUUUAGCUCCAUCCAUUUUCUCAUUUAUUCUGGCCUUCUGUCUCCUAAAACACAUGCCCACAGUAUGAUGUUGCCACCACCAUGCUGGGAAGCUGGGCUCAGUGUGAUGAAGAGUUAGUUCUGGGCAUCAGUUAGUUUUUGUAACUUUGUCAUUAGGUGUGAAAGAUAAUAGCUUUCUUUCAACAACCGCUUUUGUUCUGGCACAUUUCCAUAAAGAUAAACCACUUUGCCACAACUUUAUGGCUGGCCAGUCCUAUAUAAUAUUUUGUCUUCUCUAAAAAAACAUCUAUUAGCUUUGUCUUAGAUUAAUUAGGCAAUUUGAUUUUAUGUAAUUGUAUUAGGAAAGAAAUCCGCUACAAAAGAAUUCAGAUUAUUCUUUGUAUAAAAGUUUGAAGGGUUCACUGCAACAUUAAUGGUCCAUCACAUAAAAUGCUAAAAAAAAAAAAACACAUUGACAUUUUUUUACUAUGACUGGACAAAAAUAAGACAAAAACAGAGUUCAAGGGGUAUGAGGAUCAGUCAAAAGUUUUGUUUUUCUUAUAUAAAAUGAGUGACUUUUUGCCUUCUUACCAUCGCCUCAGCUUGGCAGCACCUUAACGGAACACGAAAGAAAACAGCUAGGAGAAAGUGAAUAUUCAAAGCCUUGUCUGGUCGUAAAGCUUCUAUUUUUGUAACUCGUUUUGGUUUUAACAAACCCAUGAAAGAGGAUGAGGGAGAGGACAAAAAAAGAUGUCAGGUAGCACUUAACUGUAUCCCUGCAAUAAUUAAGACUCGCUGUUGUUUGUACAAUUAGGAGAGGGAAGUAUAUUUAAAAAAAACAAAACAGAAAAGCGGUAGGACAAGUGCUAUUUUCAGAACGCUUUGUUGUUGUGCUUCUGUUUUUGUUGAGUGUGUCUUUCUUGUCAGUGUGGUGAUAAAAAGUGUUAAAACAAAAACAAAAAACCCUGGAUGUGCCAAACUGUAGUUGUUGCUUCCGCUUUCCAGUCUACUUGCUUAAAAUGUAGAAUGGAUUCUGAAGACAUUCCAGCAAUCUCGGUAGCAACUCCUUAAAUAUCUUAAAAGAAAAGGAAAAAUAUCCCUUUAGAAAACCCAGCAAAGCGUGUUAAUACAUGUGUCACUAACUGUCAAGUUUCUCCUGGUUUGAUUUCACUGUGCAUUCCCAACUUGAAAAGGAUGAUCUUUUUUGUGAAAUAUAACUGGGGUUCACUCAAGGAGUCUUCAUUUUAGUUAUAUUUAUUUUUAUAUGAUGCUCCAAUCAUACAGGUGAAAACCCUCAAAAGAAACAGAAACAUCUAAAUUACAUCGUGAACUCAACAGGACAAAUACACUGUGAAAACUCAAAAUAAAUUUCCACUGAUUUAAAUCAUUUAAUUCUACAGUAUAAUAAAUUAACAUUUUCUAUCAAUAUGUUCUGC
Messenger RNA from Poeciliopsis prolifica (blackstripe livebearer), 5098 nucleotides. RefSeq names its product RAR-related orphan receptor A, paralog a (gene roraa). Gene Ontology annotation, cellular component: nucleus. The coding region runs from base 190 to 1767 and encodes 525 amino acids. Lineage: Eukaryota; Metazoa; Chordata; Actinopteri; Cyprinodontiformes; Poeciliidae. Gene Ontology annotation, molecular function: zinc ion binding; nuclear receptor activity; RNA polymerase II cis-regulatory region sequence-specific DNA binding. The transcript is spliced from 11 exons. Gene Ontology annotation, biological process: regulation of transcription by RNA polymerase II. The record is from RefSeq and is a predicted model, not a curated record.